UCUCCCAGACCUCUCAGAUGAACUGGGAGCGCGCGUCAGAGAGCAGAGCACGGCAGAAACCCGUCCGGCAGCAUUUUUCCAGCGAGCGACGCGAGUCCUGUUCCAGCCUGCGGAGCUCAGCCGGUCCUCUUUAUGUAGCGCUCUCCUUCCGCGGCCUCGAUCCUCCCGCCAGCAUGACCAACAGCUCCGAUUUCCAGAACCCCGAGGACUGCGACGCCACCAACAGGGCGCUGUACAAGCUGUACGCCGCCAUCGUGAUCAUCAUCUUCAUCCUGGCGCUGCCGCUCAACGCCUCCGUCAUCCACCUCUUCAUAUUCAAGCUCAAGUUCUGGAAGUCCAACACCAACAACGUCUUCCUCUUCAACCUGGUGCUGGCCGACAUCCUGCUGCUCUUCUGCCUGCCCAUCAAGGCGCACAACUUCAUCAAGGGUGACCGGCGCGGCAAGGACACCGUCUGCAAGCCCAUGCUCUUCAUGCUCUUCCUGAACCGAGGCGCCAGCAUCGCCUUCCUCACCGUCACCUCCAUCGACCGCUACUUCAACGUGGUCCACCCCGGGAGGAAGAACCUGCUGAAGGUGCUGAAGAAGUCCCCUCACAUCUCCAUCAUCAUCUGGCUGCUGCUGCUGCCGCUCACCAUCCCCACCAUGCUCCAGAACUUCGACUGCUGCAACAGCCACAAGAACGGGGACCCCCGCGAGGACACCCUCAUCAAGGACGUGGUGGACAGUCUGAGGGAGGUGGUCUUCUUCAGCCAGAUCAUCAUCCCCUUCAUCAUCCUGGUCUACUGCACCGCCCGCAUCGUCAACCGCCUGCGCCAGAAAACCAUCGGCGACAAGACCAAGCUGAAGCGGGCGGUGGUGCUGGUGACCACGGUCAUGGUGGUCUUCUCCCUCUGCUUCCUGCCCUGCACGCUGGCCAGGAGCAUCCUGCUCAUCGCUCGGGUCCAGAACUGGCCCGAGUACGUCCAGGACAAGGCGGCCGUGGCCUUCGACGGCCUCAUGGUGCUGUCAUACAUGGACUGUCUGCUGGACCCGCUGGUCUACUGCUUCUGCAGCACCAAGUUCAAGGCCAUCUACCUCUCCAGCUACUUCCCCUUCCUGCUGAAGGAGGCGCCUGUGGUGGCCGACAGCUCCACGGGACACACGUCCAACCCCAAGCGAAGCCAAGUCAUCUGAGCCUCGGCCGGCCACAGACUCUCCUGCUGCCGGAGCUCGCCGCUGUACAUAGCCUCUUUCUGCUAAUAAAGUCU
Molecule: messenger RNA, 1249 nt
Organism: Synchiropus splendidus (mandarinfish)
Lineage: Eukaryota; Metazoa; Chordata; Actinopteri; Syngnathiformes; Callionymidae
Product: hydroxycarboxylic acid receptor 2-like
Exons: 2
Coding region: 18-1175 (385 amino acids)
Biological process (GO): G protein-coupled receptor signaling pathway
Cellular component (GO): membrane
Molecular function (GO): G protein-coupled receptor activity
Source: RefSeq, a predicted model, not a curated record